Messenger RNA from Synchiropus splendidus (mandarinfish), 463 nucleotides. RefSeq names its product NADH:ubiquinone oxidoreductase subunit S6 (gene ndufs6). Gene Ontology annotation, biological process: mitochondrial electron transport, NADH to ubiquinone. The record is from RefSeq and is a predicted model, not a curated record. Bases 17 to 400 code for a protein of 127 amino acids. The transcript is spliced from 4 exons. NCBI's taxonomy places the organism in Eukaryota, Metazoa, Chordata, Actinopteri, Syngnathiformes, Callionymidae.
AGGACAAAUUGUAAACAUGGCGGCCGCUGUGGGCAGAAUGUUGUCCUUCAGUAGGAGAGCGAUUCUUGCCCCUCUGAAAUUCACUGCUGUUCCAGUUCACCACUACAGCUUGCAAGUGUCCAGUACCGGUGAAGUUAUCACACACACAGGCCAAGUGUUUGACGAGAAGGAUCCAAGGAGGGCCAGAUUCGUGGGGAAACAGAAAGAGGUCAACAAAAACUUUGCCAUCGAGUUGGUGGCAGAAGAGCCAGUGACAGAACUUCAUGCACGAGUUGUGUCCUGUGAUGGGGGUGGUGGAGCGCUCGGCCAUCCAAAAGUCUACAUCAACCUGGAUAAAGAUACAAAAGUGGGAACGUGCGGCUACUGCGGGCUGCAGUUCAAGCAAAAGCACCAUCAUUGAGAACAACCUUUAACGUCUGCAUUUCUGUGUAUACAUUACUUACUGGCUAAAUAAAUUUAAACU